Messenger RNA from Lottia gigantea (owl limpet), 678 nucleotides. RefSeq lists its product as hypothetical. The transcript has 12 exons. Bases 1 to 678 code for a protein of 225 amino acids. NCBI's taxonomy places the organism in Eukaryota, Metazoa, Mollusca, Gastropoda, Lottiidae. The record is from RefSeq and is a predicted model, not a curated record. Gene Ontology annotation, cellular component: DNA replication preinitiation complex. Gene Ontology annotation, biological process: double-strand break repair via break-induced replication; DNA replication initiation; mitotic DNA replication preinitiation complex assembly. Gene Ontology annotation, molecular function: DNA replication origin binding; single-stranded DNA binding; chromatin binding.
AUGCAAGAUGUAGUAGUUCCGUCGUUCUCUGCUCAAUAUGGUUUUAAAAACAAACUAGCAGCAGCUGAUGUAGUAUAUGCCACUGCCUCUGUUUUAGAAUCUAUUGAAAAAGGAAAGUCUCCGAAUGAUAAUUUUCUUAAUGCACUAGAUGUAUUGAAUAGAAAUAAUGUGUCAACAUUAGAGAAAGCUUUAGAGAUAGCCAAGAAACAGUUGGUAGCUGUAGUCAAUCAGGUUCAGACAUUUCUAGACAUGCAUCAGGUCAUUUCAGCUGGUCCUUUUCUUUAUAGUUUUAUACAGGAGGGUAUUGGAGAUGUGAAAUAUAGACGACACUUGAAUAAGGGUAUUGGAGAUGUAAAAUAUAGACGACACUUGAAUAAGGGUAUUGGAGAUGUAAAAUAUAGACGACACUUGAAUAAGGGUAUUGGAGAUGUAAAAUAUAGACGACACUUGAAUAAGGGUAUGGGAGAUGUAAAAUAUAGACGACACUUGAAUAAGGGUAUGGGAGAUGUAAAAUAUAGUCGACACUUGAAUAAGGGUAUUGGAGAUGUGAAAUAUAGACGACACUUGAAUAAGGGUAUUGGAGAUGUAAAAUAUAGACGACACUUGAAUAAGGGUAUUGGAGAUGUGAAAUAUAGACGACACUUGAAUAAGGUCUAUAUCAAUAUUAUUAAAUAUUAA